Messenger RNA from Mobula hypostoma (lesser devil ray), 1305 nucleotides. It is a transcript of the gene galr1a, whose product is annotated as galanin receptor 1a. Gene Ontology annotation, molecular function: galanin receptor activity. The record is from RefSeq and is a predicted model, not a curated record. Gene Ontology annotation, cellular component: plasma membrane. Gene Ontology annotation, biological process: G protein-coupled receptor signaling pathway; positive regulation of cytosolic calcium ion concentration; negative regulation of adenylate cyclase activity. NCBI's taxonomy places the organism in Eukaryota, Metazoa, Chordata, Chondrichthyes, Myliobatiformes, Myliobatidae. Bases 1 to 1305 code for a protein of 434 amino acids. The transcript is spliced from 5 exons.
AUGGGAGAAUAUCAAAGCAGAGGAGGGCUAGAAGGAGGUGUCUGGAGCACCGUGGUGAGGGAAAAGCUGAGCUUCAUCUGCAGUCUAACAUCCCCUUUAAAAGAGUCUGUGCAAGUAUCAGUCUCUUCGCUCUGUGACUGCAAACCCCAGGAACAGACUUAUAGAGAGGAGGCAGUAGAUGAACCUUCUGGGAGGGUGAAGCAACACAAAUCAAAACUGCUUGGAACUACAGGCAAGAGUGAAGUCGCGGCAGAGUCGGAGGAGACGAGUACAGGGAUGGAACUGAACCAUAGCAGUCUGGGGUUGAACGAGAGCGUGGAGGCUGCGGGAGGAGGCAGUCAGAUCGGCACGGACGGGUACAUCAUCAUCCCCGUUUUCAGCCUUAUCUUCUGCCUCGGGGUCCUGGGCAACUCUCUAGUCAUCACGGUGUUGGCUCGCAGUUCCCCGGGCAAGCCUCGAAGCACCACCAACAUCUUAAUCCUCAACCUCAGCAUCGCCGACCUGUCCUACCUACUCUUCUGCAUCCCGUUCCAGUCCACCUACUAUUUCCUGCCCCACUGGGUCUUCGGGCGCUUCCUCUGCAAGUUCGUCCACUACUUCUUUACCGUGUCAAUGCUGGUCAGCAUUUUCUCUCUCGCUGCCAUGGCGGUCGAUCGCUAUAUUGCCAUCGUCCACUCCAGGAAGUCCUCCUGCAUUCGGGUGGCCAGGCACACGGUCAUGGGAGUCCUGCUUAUUUGGGUGCUCUCUUUGGCCGCCGCGUCGCCUGAAGCUUACUACCGCGUACUACUGCACAUCAAAGGCCAGGGCCCCUUCUGUUGGGAUUUGUGGACUUUCCUCGUUUAUAGACGAAUCUACAAGGUGGCCACCUUCGUGGUUGGCUACCUGCUGCCUCUGCUCCUCAUCUGCUAUUGCUACGCCAAGGUCUUGAAUCAUUUACGCAAAAAACUACGCAAUAUUUCAAAGAAGUCCGAAUCAUCUAAAAGGAAGACUACACAGACGGUACUGGUGGUGAUCGUGGUUUUCUGCAUCUCCUGGCUCCCCAGCCAUGUGAUUGCUCUGUGGACAGAGUUCGGCAGCUUCCCGCUGAACAAUGCCUCCUACAUCUUCAGGAUAACCGCCCACUGCCUAGCCUACAGCAACUCCUCCAUCAACCCCAUCAUCUACGCCUUCCUGUCAGAAAACUUCAGGAAAUCCUACAAGCAGGUAUUCAGGUGCAAAGUCCGAAACACCUCUCCUCCGAAUCAAGUCAAGGAACUUCGGACUACAACAGACGUUGUGUCAUCUAAUUGCAGCACUGAUAUGUGA